Messenger RNA from Juglans regia (Persian walnut), 2116 nucleotides. Its product is annotated as phosphoinositide phospholipase C 2-like. Gene Ontology annotation, biological process: phosphatidylinositol-mediated signaling; lipid metabolic process. The transcript is spliced from 9 exons. Gene Ontology annotation, molecular function: phosphatidylinositol-4,5-bisphosphate phospholipase C activity. The record is from RefSeq and is a predicted model, not a curated record. The coding region runs from base 94 to 1893 and encodes 599 amino acids. Lineage: Eukaryota; Viridiplantae; Streptophyta; Magnoliopsida; Fagales; Juglandaceae.
CAAAACCAUUUUCCUCAUCUGAUCAGGGAGUAAACCUGAGCUCUCUCUCUCUCUCUCGUCCACACUCCCUGUAUCUAGAAUUCCACUAUCCCGAUGUCGAAACAGACCAACAAACAGACCUACAAAAUAUGCUUCUGCUUCCGCCGGCGGUUCCCGCUAACCGCAACGGAAGCACCGGACGAGGUCAAAAGCCUGUUCGACCAGUACUCGGAGAAUGGAGCAAUGUCCGUUGACCAUCUCCGGAGGUUCUUGAUUGAGGUCCAGAAGGAAAGUGACCUUACCGUAGAGGACGCUCAGGCCAUCAUUGACUCUCUCGGCCACCUCCACGAGCUCCGGCACCUCAAUAUUUUUGCCCGAAAAUGCAUCACUAUCGAGGCCUUCUUCAAGUACCUCUUCUCUGACACCAACCAUCCUCUCCCGCCUGCUAGGGUACACCAUGAUAUGUCUGCGCCAUUGUCUCAUUAUUUCAUAUAUACGGGUCACAAUUCAUAUCUGACCGGGAAUCAACUCAGCAGUGCCUGCAGCGAUGGCCCCAUCAGAAAUGCACUGCAGAGAGGAGUGCGGGUAAUUGAAUUGGAUAUAUGGCCAAACUCCAAGAAAGAUAAUGUGGAGGUUCUUCAUGGAAGGACACUGACUACUCCAGUGGAACUCAUAAAAUGUUUGAAGUCUAUAAAGGAGCAUGCCUUCACUGCAUCUGAAUAUCCAGUUGUGAUAACUCUAGAAGACCACCUUACUCCAGAUCUUCAGGCUAAAGUGGCUGAAAUGGCCACUCAAACUUUUGGAGACAUACUCUUUUGCCCUGGCUCAGAAUCCUUGAAGGAGUUCCCAUCCCCAGAAUCGUUGAAGAAAAGGAUUAUCAUUUCAACCAAACCACCUAAGGAAUACCUCGAGGCCAAAGAAAUCAAAGAAAAAGAAAGUGAUUCACAGAAAGGGAAAGCUUUAGGCGAUGAACAGGCUUGGGGGAGAGAAGUCUCUAACCUAAAAGGCAUACCUGUGGCAAAUGACAAGAAUGAUUUGGAUGAAGAUGAUAAUAAUGAAGGGGAAGAUCUUGAUGAUGCAGAUCCUAAGUCAAACCAACAUGCAGCACCUGAAUAUAAACGUUUAAUUACCAUUCAUGCUGGUAAGCCAAAAGGUGGAUUACAGGAUAGUUUCAAGGUGGAUCCUGAGAAAGUGAGACGACUUAGCUUAAGUGAGCAACAGCUUGAGAAGGCUGUACAGAUUCAUGGAAAAGAAAUUGUCAGGUUUACCCAGCGAAAUAUUCUGAGGGUUUAUCCAAAGGGUAUACGCAUUGACUCAUCAAAUUACAACCCACUGAUUGGGUGGUCGCAUGGAGCUCAAAUGGUUGCAUUUAAUAUGCAGGGACAUGGAAGAUCACUGUGGUUGAUGCAUGGAAUGUUCAGAGCAAAUGGUGGGUGUGGUUAUAUUAAAAAACCAGAUUUCCUGUUGAAUACUGGUCCACAUAAUGAGGUCUUUGAUCCUAAUGUUAUAUUGCCGGUGAAAAAGACUCUGAAGGUGACUGUCUAUAUGGGGGAAGGAUGGUAUCAUGAUUUCACUCACACGCACUUCGAUGCGUUUUCCCCACCAGAUUUCUAUGUGAGGGUUGGAAUUGCUGGGGUGUCUGCUGAUACUAUAAUGAAGAAAACAAAGACAUUAGAGGAUAAUUGGGUGCCUGAUUGGAAUGAAAAAUUUGAGUUUCCACUGACUGUCCCAGAACUGGCUUUGCUUAGAAUUGAAGUUCACGAGUAUGACAUGUCUGAAAAGGAUGAUUUCGGAGGCCAAACAUGUCUACCUGUGUCCGAACUGAGAAGUGGGAUUCGAGCUGUUCCACUUCAUAGCAUUGAGGGAGAGAAAUACAAAUCUGUAAAGCUUCUUAUGCGCUUUGAAUUUGUGUGAUGCAUUGGUGGUCCCAAUCUAUGGGCGGGUUGAAAGAAGGGUAAAAUAAUGUACAGCUUUUAACUGUUCUCGUCCCUUUUUUUAGGCAGUUUUAUUGAGAAGAUGUAUAUGGUUGUACUUGUUAUACUUGACGCCUGUUUUGUGGUAUUUAUACAUGUAAAACCUUCCUUUCUGUUCAGGGUUAUGGUGUGCAAAACUGUAAUGUAUUUUCGUGAGUUAUAGA